CGUCGCUUGCCCCUUAAGGGCGCUUUUAGUGUCACGCGGAUUUGCUCACGCACGCGGGAUUGGACCGCAUGCGUAAAAUUUCACGCUGCGGAUCAUACGCAGCAUGAGUUUCAGUUUUCUACGGGCUGCGUAACGGUAUAGACGUGUUCAAAAAUGAUCAAUGUCAGAAGAAUAUGUGUCGCUUACAUACUUUACAAACGACGAAACAAGAAGACAAGAGUACAUGUUGAUCCCUUUCUUGAAAAUAGGCUUCUUGCUGGGGCGUUUGUUACACGCUUUGGAAAACUACAAAAUAAUGAACGUAAAUUUAAAAAUUACUUUCGAAUGUCCAUUCGUUCUUUUGAUGAACUGUUGUGUAAAAUUGAGAAUAAGCUACAAAAAAGCAGUUUACGAAGGAUUACAAUACAACCGAUUGAGAGGCUCGCUAUUACAUUAAGAUAUUUGGCAACUGGUAAUACAUUCACUGAUCUACACUAUUCCUAUGUGAUUGGAAUUGCAACAAUUAGCGAAAUAGUAAGACAAGUUUGUUACAUAAUAUGGAUUGAACUAAAGUCUGAAUGUAUUCCACAGCUUAAUGGGAUCAAAUGGAAAGAAAUCGCAGAGGGAUUUCUCACAUAUACAAAUUUUCCUAAUUGCUUGGGUGCAAUUGAUGGAAAACAUAUAAGAGUGAUUCGGCCGCCGCACAGUGGAUCACUAUAUUUUAAUUAUAAGAAAUAUUAUUCUGUAGUGCUCCUCGCAAUGUGUGAUGCUGAUUAUAAUUUUACAUAUAUUAAUGUCGGUACCAGUGGAAGCAACGCCGAUUCAACCAUCUUUAGAAGGAGUCAAUUGUAUACGAAACUGGAAAGUAACACGUUGGGUAUCCCUGACCCGCAAGAGUUGCCUAUUAUUUGCCCCGAAGUAGCUUAUCCAUCUAGUGUAAGAGCAAAGUUGCCGUUCGUGAUAGUGGGAGACGAGGCAUUUGGUUUAUCAUCACAUGUGAUGCGGCCUUAUGCUCGUGAUAAUUUACCUUACAAAAAGAAAAUAUUUAAUUACCGUCUGUCCAGAGCUAGAAGGUACAUAGAAUGCACUUUUGGAAUUAUGUCAAAUAAAUUUAGAAUAUUUCACAGAUCCAUGAAUGUCAAGUUAGAUCUAGCACAAUUAAUAGUCAAGACGGCAUGUGUACUUCACAAUUUCAUAAGGAAACGGGAUGGCUACAAGGUCAGCCAUACAUUUGUCACAAAUGGUUUUACGGGACCACUACCCAGGCAGCAGACUGAAAGUAGUAAUACGUCGGCAAGUAAUAUCAGAGAUAUAUUUGCAGAUUACUUUAUCAAUGAAGGAAAAGUCUCCUGGCAACACCGAUAUAUAAUUAAUUAACUAAACUCAAAAGGUUUUAGAAGGUUUUUGAUGUUAUUUGUGAAUUAAAUAAUUAUGCUUAUAUUAAUAAAGUAAUGAUGCUUGUAUAAAUAAAAUAAUGAACCAAACACAUACCCGCCUCUUUUCUUUCCUCUUCGCUCAAAUUUUCGUAGUUAGGUGCCAAUUCCUUCAAAAUAUCUCUCCAUGCAGCCUCCCUCGCGUCCCUGUUUUUGUAUAAUUCAUUGCGUUUAUCCCACAAAACGGGCCGCAGAUGAACUUCAAUGAUUACUCGUUCUGUAUCGAUUUUCAUUUCGGUAGUACAAUACGGCGCGUGCGCCCCGCUCGACUCUAAAAUGGGCACUGAAGUUGUAGGCAGCGCUUACGCAUGCGGAUACCCCGCACCGGGGUGACGCCCCGCACAGCGCCCCGCGUCCCGCGUGCGUUUAUCACGCUUUACAAUAGAUACCUAUAUGAAAUUGUUCUUUGCGGAUGCUACGCAUGCGGUCCAAUCCCGCGUGCGUGAGCAAAUCCGCGUGACACUAAAAGCGCCCUAAGGACGGAUUCAUGCCCACUAUAUAACGCUGUCUCGUUUUAAGUGUUAAGCAAAGUCAAAGUUCCCUCUAUAGAUUCCGGCCUUAGUCUUUGCUUUAUUGCACUGUAUAUAGGCGAGUGAUCUCUGAUUAGUUUUUAUAAGUUGAAGGAGUCUUAAAGUUUUUUUCGAUACGGUGUUGUGUGUAGAACAAAAUGUAAUGUGUUAGGUGAAAAUGGUAUACUUUGCAUGGAGAGGAAUUAUAAACUAUUUUGGUUUUGAAAA
This is a messenger RNA of Maniola jurtina (meadow brown), 2149 nucleotides long. RefSeq names its product protein ANTAGONIST OF LIKE HETEROCHROMATIN PROTEIN 1-like. The transcript is spliced from 2 exons. The record is from RefSeq and is a predicted model, not a curated record. The coding region runs from base 154 to 1356 and encodes 400 amino acids. Lineage: Eukaryota; Metazoa; Arthropoda; Insecta; Lepidoptera; Nymphalidae.